AUGCCUCUUCUCACAGCAACAUACACCUCUCCCGCCGUCUCCGCGGCGUCCCCAAAAGUCUUCACCACGGACCUCCCCGCACUGUCUUCCCCACUAUCCACCCAAGACCGCGUCGCAUACCUCGCCUCGCUCCAAGUUUCGCUGCGAACCCUCCAGGGCAAUGUCAACACCUUCCUGACGCAUAAGAUGGAAGAAGACAAAGCUGUCGGCGCCGACAAGGGCACCGCCAAAGACGAGGAAACAUACGGUGAAGAGGUGGUUGACGAAGAUUGA
Molecule: messenger RNA, 273 nt
Organism: Parastagonospora nodorum SN15
Lineage: Eukaryota; Fungi; Ascomycota; Dothideomycetes; Pleosporales; Phaeosphaeriaceae
Exons: 1
Coding region: 1-273 (90 amino acids)
Source: RefSeq, a predicted model, not a curated record